UUAUUCUCUAAUUCUCAAGUGACUCACAACGCGUCUCGUGUUUUCUCGGGGAGAUUUACUCGCGCGCAGUUUAAUUGCCCAGAGGAGAACAAAAUUGGCGGGUCGUCAACUAACAAAUUCACUUCUACGUUUCUGUGCAGAACCGAAACACAGAGUCAAAACCAUUCCGAAGCCGAAAAAGUUUUUAUCGCGAGUUUCGACCUCGACGUGAAAGUUUCCAGCGCUGCGUGCACUUGGAUAUAUAAUACCGAAUACAGAGUGUAGAGUGAUAUGGCGAAUGUGAAGAUAGUGGAGUCCAAGCUGGACAUAUUCCACGCACCGCAGACCCAUUCCUUGGCCCAUGCCGUGGAAUCAUCCUUUACGGCGGAACGGGGAACUCUCGCCUGGCAGUUUGCCCUGAUCUACGGGGAUGUGGAUGAACUACGGCAAAGAAGGGUUUCCAGAGGCAACUGUGCCGUUCUGGAGCACAAUUCCCGAUUCGUAUACUAUCUGGUGACCAAGUCGAGUCUCUACGAGGCCAGCACUUAUGACGAUGUCCAGGCAGCUUUGAUCUGCAUGCGGGAACAUAUGCGCAACCACGAGAUCACCAAAGUGGCCAUGCCCCGAAUCUGCUGCGGCAACGAUGGCCUCGACUGGAAACAAGUGAAGCGUCUGGUGCAGCAGACCUUCUACCAGAGCGAGUAUCCCAUCGAGAUACUCAUCUGUGAGCACGAAGACAUGUCCAAGGAGCUGGCUGCUCCCAAGUGUCAGAUUACGGAGGCCAGGGGGAACCUGUUCAGUGCGCCAGAGAACUACGCCUUGGUGCACUCCGUCAGUGCGGAUUUCGCGAUGUGCGCGGGCAUAAAUCUGCAAUUCCGCUGCAAAUUCGGCCAAGUGGAUGAACUGAAGCGUCAACACAAGCACACCGGGAAUGUGGCAGUCCUGGAGCAGGAUGGUCGAUAUAUCUACAACCUGGUGACCAAGGAGCGCAGCCAUGAAAAGUGCACUUACACAGCUCUCUACUACGCGUUGCUGGCCAUGCGGGAACAUAUGCGCGAGCACGGAGUGACCAAGUUGGCCAUUCCCAGACUUGGAUGCGGCAUCGACCGUUUAGAUUGGCUGCGUGUGCGGAGUCUGCUGGAUCUGGUUUUCGCCGAGGACAGCGUGGACAUCAUUGCCUUCUUCUACACUCCGCCACAAAUGGUUAAGGACACGUUGAACGUGGUUUGUCCCACCUGCCGGCACAUGAAGACCAUCCAUUUGCCGUCGAGAUCCGUCAGCGGAUCAAGGAAUUCGCUUCAUCGCGAAAAGACUCCCUUUUAACGGAACGGAAAACUAUAUAUAACCAACUAUGUUUGACACUCGAAAUGGUUUUGCUUGGGACUUGUGGCACCGAAUGCACCAAAUACUUAUAUAGUUAAUAAGAACGUUAAACCUAAGAGCUUUUUAUAGCACACAAAGUUUAUAUACUUGGGUAUUUAUACUGUAUUUAAUGUAUUAAUAAAUAAAAAAAACGGCCUCCAGAGGAGAUUAACCAA
Messenger RNA from Drosophila teissieri, 1517 nucleotides. It is a transcript of the gene Targ2, whose product is annotated as ADP-ribose glycohydrolase OARD1. The transcript has 6 exons. The record is from RefSeq and is a predicted model, not a curated record. Gene Ontology annotation, biological process: peptidyl-glutamate ADP-deribosylation. Bases 271 to 1302 code for a protein of 343 amino acids. Lineage: Eukaryota; Metazoa; Arthropoda; Insecta; Diptera; Drosophilidae.